AUGUCGGAUCCUAUCUGGUCUGCUCUUCAAAAUACGCUUACCGUACCAUACACAGACUUACAGGUGGCAACAUCGAAUUUUGCCGACGAGAACAUCCUCGGUAAGGGUGGUUAUGGUGUCGUGUAUGUGGGGGAGUGGAAGCACACCAAAAUCGCAGUGAAGCGGUUCAUGUCUACUGGUACCAAGGGUGCUCAAAUCCAACGGGAACGGCUCCGACAAAGCCUCCAAGAGUUGAAAACCUUAGCCAAAUUUCGUCAUGACAACAUUCUUCCUUUAUAUGCCUUUUCUCUCGAAGGCCCGGAGCCAUGUCUCGUAUACCAGUACAUGUCAAAUGGUUCUCUCGAAGAUCGUUUAUUGUGCAGGCACGGAACUCCUCCAUUGUCGUGGACGCAGAAAAGGGAAAUAGCAGAGGGCACUGCUUGCGGUCUCCAUUUCCUACAUUCAAUAGGAAGUGUUCCUAUUAUUCAUGGAGAUGUAAAGUCUGCGAACAUACUGUUGGAUAGGCACUUCGAACCGAAGCUCGGCGAUUUUGGGUUAAGCCGUGAUGGAAAGGUUGAAGCAGAUGCUGACGAAAAGUCUCCACUGAUAGCGUCCCAUGUGAAGGGAACCCUCGCCUACCUUCCACCUGAAUUCAUUACAAAUAAGAUACUCUCAACAAAGCUGGAUGUGUACAGCUUCGGCAUUGUUCUUCUAGAGAUAUGCACAGGAAUGAGAGCUUUCAUGGAUUCACGAGUACCUCCAAGUCUUGCCGAAUACUGCAUUAGUGCUAGAGAUGCACGGAAAUGUACACCGGAACGUUCGUCUCUUGCUUGGGUUGAAGCAGAUGCUGACGAAAAGUCUCCACUGAUAGCGUCCCAUGUGAAGGGAACCCUCGCCUACCUUCCACCUGAAUUCAUUACAAAUAAGAUACUCUCAACAAAGCUGGAUGUGUACAGCUUCGGCAUUGUUCUUCUAGAGAUAUGCACAGGAAUGAGAGCUUUCAUGGAUUCACGAGUACCUCCAAGUCUUGCCGAAUACUGCAUUAGUGCUAGAGAUGCACGGAAAUGUACACCGGAACGUUCGUCUCUUGCUUGGGUUGAAGCUCUAAUGGAUAAACGCACCCCAUGUGUUAGAAAUCAAGGCGUUGUUGUAGCAUGGUGUGAUGGGGUCAUGUAUCUGGGAUUGAAGUGUGCGGACAAGGAUCGACACUUACGACCUUCGUUUCCUCAAAUAGUCGAAGCUCUUUCAAAUCUACCGUCGAUUGCC
Molecule: messenger RNA, 1245 nt
Organism: Ostertagia ostertagi
Lineage: Eukaryota; Metazoa; Nematoda; Chromadorea; Rhabditida; Trichostrongylidae
Source: the annotation of a GenBank genome assembly